Plasmodium knowlesi strain H is the source of this 1200-nucleotide messenger RNA. RefSeq names its product RNA-binding protein 34, putative. The record is from RefSeq and is a predicted model, not a curated record. NCBI's taxonomy places the organism in Eukaryota, Apicomplexa, Aconoidasida, Haemosporida, Plasmodiidae. The coding region runs from base 1 to 1200 and encodes 399 amino acids. The transcript is spliced from 10 exons. Gene Ontology annotation, molecular function: RNA binding.
AUGACUAGCGGUGAUGAAACGAACGAAGGGAAACAAAGCGUCGAGGUGGCAAACGAUGACCACCCUGAAAAGCAGCCAACGAGGAAAGAGGAGAAUCAGACCUUUAAGAAGCCCAACAAGAGAGACAAGAAGAUAAAAAAAAAAAAAAAAGUGGGAAAAAAAAAGAAAAAAAAAAUUUUGGAGAAAAAUAAAGCGAGCAGUGCCCCGGGGGGCAGAGAAGAAGGUGAUAAUUCUGGAAGCCCCUUGGAGAUGAAUUCAGAGGAGGACCAAACAGAAGGGAAUCAGAUUUCAUCGAUUGUUUCAUUUUUGAAGAGAAAUGAAAAGCCACCUCGGUCUAAUGGGGAAGGUGGUAAGGCCAAUGAGAAGCAGGCCACAACCAAGAAGAAAACAAAAGAGAAGCCCCGACAUAAGGACAGAGUCUCACAAGAAGAUAAAGAUAAGCGAACCGUUUUCGUUGGGAAUUUGCCACUUAAGGACAUGCACAAGGGAAAGCUUCUGAAGUUGUUGGAUUUGAAGAAUUCCGCCGUUGAAUCGGUCCGCUUCCGAUCUCAACCCAUGGAGGAGGCCUACGCCGGUAGGAAAAGGUUGGGUGUUAUUUUGAAGAAGUUUACGGAUGUCAAGGAUAAUCAGAACGCUAUGAUCACGCUGAAAAAGGAGGAGAGUCUUCCCGGCUUGCUUAAAAAAAACGGCAUGGUGUACGAGGGCUAUGUACUCCGAAUUAACAUGUUUGGGGAGAAGCCCAACUUCAACCGAAAGAAAUCUGUGUGCAUAAAAAACUUGGAUCGAAAAAUAAACGAAUCAGACCUGUACAAUCUUUUGAAGGAUGUAGACCAGAUAAAAGGCAUUCGUAUUUUGAGGGAUGAACGGACAAGCGUUUCCACGGGAGUUUCCUUUGUCCUCUUCGAAAACAGAAGCUCCGUUAAGAAGGCCAUCGAGAUGUUUCACGGACACUCAGUAAAUGGCCGUGAAAUUAUCGUUGAGAAAAUCCAACGUGCGGAAGACAGGCACGAUGCAUCCAAAGAUGUAACCAGACAAAGAAAACAGGUGAAACGAACCAUUCGAAAGGGUCCUCGCGAGGAGCAUAAGAUGGACCAUGGGAAGGGGCACAAAAAUGGCAACCAAAUGACACACAGAGCGAGACGAAAGAAGAAGUAUGUGCGUCGAAAACGCAGGGGUGGCGCUGCUACCACUGAGAGUUAG